Molecule: messenger RNA, 1529 nt
Organism: Paramormyrops kingsleyae
Lineage: Eukaryota; Metazoa; Chordata; Actinopteri; Osteoglossiformes; Mormyridae
Gene: r3hdml
Product: R3H domain containing-like
Source: RefSeq, a predicted model, not a curated record
GCCCCAGAGGGGCAGAUGCGGAGAGAGCUUGUGCGUCAGCUGGCUUCCUUCACUCUCCACCGCGUGCCAGAAGGGGCUGUCUGCAAAGCCCGGUGUUUAAGUGUGGAUCUCUACACUCCUCUGGUUUCUCUCUCUCCUGCCCCAUGUCUUGGAUACAGUGAUGAAGGUAAUUCUGGGCAUGGCAUGCACUCAGCUCUUCCUAAGCGCCGUCCUGUGGGUGAUGCCACUCAUUGGGUCCGUGGUGGUGCCAACCAAUGGUACCAUCUCUCCAGUCCCGGCGGCCACUGGGGCAGCGGCAGACCCCGAGUUUAGUGACCUGCCCAGCAUUAGCAUUCCACGUAGCCGACGGAAGCGGUACAUUUCCUCCAGAGACAUGAGCUCAUUGUUGGAUUAUCACAAUCGUGUCCGAUCGCAAGUCUUCCCUCCUGCCGCCAAUAUGGAAUAUAUGGUGUGGGAUGAGAGACUGGCCAAGUCAGCAGAAUCCUGGGCCUCGCAGUGCAUAUGGGAACACGGCCCACCUCUGGCCAUGAAGUUCAUGGGUCAAAACCUGGCCAUCAGCUCUGGGAGAUACAGGUCCAUACUUGAACUUGUGAGAUCUUGGCAUGAUGAGAAACAUUCCUUCUCCUACCCCAGCCGCUGUGGUGGCUCUGUGUGUUCCCACUACACCCAGAUGGUGUGGGCCAGCACCAACCAAAUUGGGUGUGCCAUCAACAGAUGCUCAAACAUGAAUGUGUUCGGUAGUGUGUGGCGAAAGGCUGUCCUCCUCGUCUGCAACUAUUCAAUUAAAGGUAACUGGGUCGGAGAAGCUCCUUACAGGACGGGGCGACCGUGUUCGGCCUGCCCACCCAGUUAUGGAGGCACCUGCAGCAAUAAUCUCUGUGGCUCUGCUUUAAAGUCCAACAAGAUUACUUGGUUUUAGCGUUACGAUGUCGGUCUGUGUAAUUUCAUUUCGAGACUGCACUGUUAACACAUGAACGAAGCUUGACUUCCAGUAAUACUGAGAUGAAGUGAACCUGAAGGUGGCCUUUUGUAAAUGUCUAGUUUUAUAUCUUGGCUUUAUCCUGUAUGUUCCUAAGAAUUUGCGUUGCAAUACCGCUAUUUAUACAUGGGUGCUUCGUUUUUUUCGCAUUAUUAUUUAAUGACUGUUAUCUGGCGCCGCCUGCUGGAUAUGGUGAUUAUUUUCUUAGAUUUUUACUCCGUUCAAUUAAAGUCCUGACCUUAUCGUUUUCACAAACGUCUGACAGAGAGAAAUAAUAAAGGCAUAUUCUGUGUGGUACAACCAAGUUUUCAGUCGGAUAGAUUUUUUAGAAAAAUCUCAGUAAGAGGUAAUCAAGAAAUCUCUGUUGAGGGACAUUUUUUGUUGUUUUGUCGUGCAGUUCAUUAAAAGGUAAAUAUAAGCUUAGUCUAAAUGGUCAAACUGCUCAUACUCAUGCCUGAUUAUUUAUACUGUAGUAUUGCUGUAUUUGUGGUUCAAAUGACAUAAUAAAUAUAAUUGGCAUUAAGUUCUGCCAGUAAUUUAUAGUGAUCCA